Messenger RNA from Helianthus annuus (common sunflower), 2405 nucleotides. RefSeq names its product vacuolar-sorting receptor 7. NCBI's taxonomy places the organism in Eukaryota, Viridiplantae, Streptophyta, Magnoliopsida, Asterales, Asteraceae. The transcript has 13 exons. The record is from RefSeq and is a predicted model, not a curated record. The coding region runs from base 218 to 2125 and encodes 635 amino acids. Gene Ontology annotation, molecular function: calcium ion binding.
CAACAAUAUUCAAUUACCACCUCAAAAAAUUAUACAAAAAUAAAAAAAUACACAAAAAUAAAAAAUUACUCUCUCUCUCUCUCUCUCUAAGUCUACUCUUGACUUCAAAUAAACUAAUUUUCCACAAUCCCUACUAUACAUAUAUUAUAUAUCCCCUCUAUCCCCCUCCCCUGUUUCAUCGUAUUCAUUUCCAGAAUUCUCAUCAACCUUGUUGCAUAUGAUAACCAUGGAGUUAAGUAGGUUGUUGCCGAUGAUAACCAUGAUGAUAAUAUUGGUUGUGAAGGAAACAGAGGGGAGGUUUGUAGUGGAGAAGAACAGCAUAAGUGUUCUGUCGCCAGAAAGUCUUCGGUCGAAGCAAGAUGCAGCUAUAGGGAACUUUGGGCUGCCGGAUUACGGUGGUUCGAUGGUGGGUACGGUGGUUUAUCCGCAGAAACCGGCGUCUUCGUUCGGUUGUUCGCGGUUUGAUGGUGACAAACCGUUCAAAUCGAACAGUUCUAGACCGACUAUUCUUGUUCUUGAUCGUGGAGAAUGCUACUUUGCUUUAAAGGCAUGGCAUGCACAGCUAGCAGGUGCUGCAGCUCUAAUAGUAGUCGACACCGUAGACGAGCCCCUCAUAACCAUGGACUCACCAGAGGCCAGCACCACCGCAGACGACUUCAUCGAAAAGCUCACGAUCCCAUCCGCAUUCGUCCAUUUAUCCUUCGGUCAAUCCAUAAAAGACGCCUUACAAAAAGGUGACCAAGAAGUCCUAUUAAAACUCGACUGGUCAGAGUCCGUGCCCCACCCAGACCAGCGAGUCGAAUACGAGCUAUGGACCAACAGCAACGACGAGUGUGGGGCCCGUUGUGACGAGCAAAUGAACUUCAUCAAGAACUUCAAAGGGCAUGCUCAGAUACUUGAAAGAGGCGGUUACACAAUGUUUACGCCACAUUAUAUAACGUGGUACUGUCCGAAACCGUUUGUUUUCAGCGAGCAGUGUAAGUCACAGUGUAUCAAUCACGGGCGCUAUUGUGCACCGGAUCCUGAGCAGGAUUUCGGUGAAGGGUAUAGUGGGAAACAGGUGGUGUUGGAGAAUUUGAGGCAGCUUUGUGUUCAUAGAGUUGCUAAUGAGACCAACAGGUCUUGGGUGUGGUGGGAUUAUGUGACUGAUUUUCAUAUCAGAUGUUCCAUGAAGAAACAAAGAUAUAGCAUACAAUGUGCUGAAGAGGUCAUCAAGUCACUUGGGCUGCCUAGUGACAAGAUACAAAAAUGUAUGGGUGACCCUGAAGCUGAUGUCGAGAAUGAAGUGUUAAAAAUGGAGCAAGAUGCCCAGGUUGGACGAGGAUCACGCGGUGAUGUAACCAUCUUGCCAACACUAGUCGUUAAUAACGUCCAGUACCGAGGGAAACUAGAGAGAACUGCUGUAUUACGAGCCAUAUGUUCGGGAUUUAAGGAGACAACUGAUCCACCUAUAUGUUUAAGUGGAGAUCUUGAGACAAACGAGUGUCUUGAAAAUAACGGCGGUUGCUGGGUCGACUCUGAACAUGGCAUAAAUGCUUGCAAGGAUACUUUUAGGGGAAGAGUAUGUGAAUGCCCUUCGGUAAAUGGUGUGCAAUAUCAAGGAGAUGGAUACACAUUUUGUAAAGCCGUUGGACCUGGUAGAUGUACGGUCGACAAUGGAGGAUGUUGGUCAGAUAUAAGGGAUGGAAAGAGGUUUUCAGCUUGCUCGGUGAACAACGUGACCGGUUGUAGUUGUCCACAAGGUUUUCGCGGGGAUGGUCAUACGUGUAAUGAUAUCAACGAGUGCCAGGAACGUUUAGCUUGUCAAUGUGACGGGUGCACGUGCAAGAACACUUAUGGUGGAUAUGAUUGCAAAUGCAAAGGGGACAAGCUUUAUAUAGCUGAUCAAGAUGCGUGUAUUGAAAGAAAGGCUUCAAAGUAUGCUUGGUUCAUUAGCUUGGUGGUACUAGGGGUGGUCGCAAGUGCUGGUUUAGCCGGCUACAUCUUCUAUAGAUACAGGCUAAGGGCAUACAUGGAUUCGGAGAUCAUGGCAAUUAUGUCUCAAUACAUGCCUCUCGACAACCAGAACCAAAAUCAAGUGGUUGUUCACGAAUCCGAACCUCUGCGUCAAACCUCAACCGUAUGAUGCACAAGGAAAGCGACAAGUGACAGACAAAAAACAGGACCCAUGGGACAAUUUUCGGACCAAUGACUUGAACUUUGUGUGUAUAAAGUUAGAUAGCGAGAUGUGUAUGUGUUGUUAAAUAGCCAUACGAGUACACACGAUAUGUUUAAAAGCAUAUGAUGUACUACAUGAAUAUACCAUAAGUAGCAGAACUCUUUUUGAAUACGAAUCACUGCGUAUACGCGUUUGAUUGUGUGCACAAAUGACAAUGUAUAUGAUCAUUCCAAAUCUGUUUUAGGUU